AUGGGUUACGUAUUGAGAGUGAGAUUGGCUUCAUUCUUUGCUGGAGCAGCAACUGCAUCUUUUGCAGGAAUCUAUUUACUUUACAAGGAUUUCAAGGUUGCCCAUGAUGCCAUCUCUCAACAGGUGGAAAGCGUUCACGAGUCAUUGGAUAGACGGAUCUCUGCAUUGGAAAAAUUGAAACAAAAUGAAGCUUCACAACCUCUGCAAGCAACGGAGUAG
Messenger RNA from Dovyalis caffra, 219 nucleotides. Lineage: Eukaryota; Viridiplantae; Streptophyta; Magnoliopsida; Malpighiales; Salicaceae. The record is from the annotation of a GenBank genome assembly.